Rubroshorea leprosula is the source of this 800-nucleotide messenger RNA. The record is from the annotation of a GenBank genome assembly. Lineage: Eukaryota; Viridiplantae; Streptophyta; Magnoliopsida; Malvales; Dipterocarpaceae.
GGAUCGUCGAACCCGUCACCAUGGGUUCCUUCAAAACCAACUCGGCGUUCCUCAUUCCCUUUCUCCUUCCUCUUCAUUUCCUUCUUCAUCAAUCAAUUCAUCAUCAUCAAACAAAACUCACAAAACCACAAUUUAUUUAUUUAUUUUUUUGUUGAAGAACCCAGUGCCCUGGGUUCAAUCAAACCCGGUGCUGGGUUCGCUCUUCCUUUCCUUCUUCAUCAAUCAAUUCAUCAUCGUCAUCAUCAAACAACACCCACAAAAACACAGAAAUUUUUUAUUUAUUUUUUUGUUGAAGAACCUAGUGCCAUCGAACCCAGCACCGGGUUUGAAGGAACCCAAAGCUUGGGAUCGUCGAACCCAGGCAAUGGGUUCCUUCGAACCUAGCUGGGUUCGUCCUACCCAACGCAUGGGUUCGUCGAACCAGGCGAUCUGGGUUCGUCGCCUGGGCUUGGGUUCGACGAACCCAGGCGAACCCAGAUCGUCGCCUGGGUUCAUCGCCUGGGCUUGGGUUCGUCGAACCCAGGUCCAAACGACGAAUCCAGGCAACGAUCUGGGUUCACCUGGGUUCGUCGAACCUAAGCCCAAGCAACAAACCCAGGCGAUCUGGGUGCCUGGGUUCGACGAACCCAGCUGGGUUCCUUGGAACCUAGAGCUUGGGUUCGUCGAAUCCAGCGCUAGGUUCCUUGAACCCAGAGCCUGGGUUCCGAGGAACCCAGCGCCGACUGCUGGGUUUCUGAGGGGGGAAGGGUAAAGAGAAAGGGGAAGAGAAGGGGAAAGAGAAGAAAAAAGAAAAAAAAAAA